CAGCUCAGCCGGCCAGGGACCCAGGCGGCGUGCUGCGUGAAGACGAGCGCUGCGGGCGACACCCCGACCGAACGACGCCCACGCACUCCCGCCACCGCCACCUCCUCAGAUGGGCAACUCGGUGGCCGUCGCCAGCAGGUGCCUGGAGCGCAACAAGGAGCAGCGUGACAGUUACGUUGCCGAUGUACAGCUUGUGGCAGUCCGGCAGCGAACCGUUUCAGAUGGGGGGCGUUGUCCAUUGUUGCAACGCGAUAUAAAUUCGAAUCCUAUUAAUAUGGAUGGUGGAGAUGAGAAAAUUCGCUCCGCUACUCAACCGGAGACAUAUACCAAUAGGAUGAGCAUUAAUGGCGCCAGGAGCGCUGCGCCGACUGUCAAUGCUCCGAGCACCGACGGCGACGCCACAACGUUGAAAAUGUCGGACCUGCGACGCGACCGGCUGGGCCAGUGGACCUUUGGCGAUGGUUGCGACGCGGCCACGGGGCAGGUGCGCGGCCUGGACCACCUCCGAAACCCGGCCCUCAACAAGAGCUAUGAAAUGAAAAUAAAUUCAUCUGCUCAAAUUGAAACCGCUGUCCUGCAUAAUGAUGUUUUUUUGGAUGUGUCAUUUUUUGUGUGCAUUUACGGCAUAUCACCGCUGUCGAUGACUGCGGAAAAAUCAUAUUCAAUGACGAAUGUACAAUCUAACUUGGCAGAGUGA
This is a messenger RNA of Gryllus bimaculatus (two-spotted cricket), 697 nucleotides long. NCBI's taxonomy places the organism in Eukaryota, Metazoa, Arthropoda, Insecta, Orthoptera, Gryllidae. The record is from the annotation of a GenBank genome assembly.